Phaethon lepturus (White-tailed tropicbird) is the source of this 2315-nucleotide messenger RNA. RefSeq names its product caseinolytic mitochondrial matrix peptidase chaperone subunit (gene CLPX). Bases 681 to 1814 code for a protein of 377 amino acids. Gene Ontology annotation, biological process: proteolysis; protein catabolic process. Gene Ontology annotation, cellular component: mitochondrial matrix. The record is from RefSeq and is a predicted model, not a curated record. The transcript has 13 exons. Lineage: Eukaryota; Metazoa; Chordata; Aves; Phaethontiformes; Phaethontidae. Gene Ontology annotation, molecular function: ATP binding; ATP hydrolysis activity.
CUUGUGGUCGUACACGCAUCCCUGUUUUAGGAAAACUUGGGACUUUUGAAACUUGUUCUCUAAGACGAAUUCCUCUUAGAAACUUUUCGGAAACACCAGCAUAUUUUGCUUCAAAGGAUGGUGCAAGCAAAGAUAGUUCUGGAGAUGGAAGCAAGUCUGUCGGUGAGGGGGGUGGUAAAAAGUCAAGCUCUGGAAGCUCUGGGAAAGGAGGGAACCAGCUGCGCUGCCCGAAGUGUGGUGACUUGUGCACACACGUGGAGACCUUUGUGUCUUCCACCCGUUUUGUGAAGUGUGAAAAGUGUCACCAUUUUUUUGUUGUACUGUCGGAGGCAGACACAAAAAAGAGCAUCAUUAAAGAGCCCGAGUCAGCAGCAGAAGCUGUGAAAUUGGCUUUCCAGCAGAAGCCGCCACCUCCACCGAAAAAGAUUUAUAACUACCUCGACAAAUACGUUGUUGGUCAGUGUUUUGCCAAGAAGGUGCUUUCAGUUGCUGUGUACAAUCAUUACAAGAGAAUCUACAAUAAUAUCCCAGCUAACCUGAGACAGCAAGCAGAAGUUGAAAAGCAGACUUCUUUAACACCAAGAGAAUUAGAAAUCAGAAGACGGGAGGAUGAGUACAGAUUUACAAAACUACUGCAGAUUGCUGGAAUCAGUCCACACGGUAAUGCUUUAGGAGCAUCAAUGCAGCAACAAAUGAACCAGCAGAUACCUCAGGAAAAACGGGGAGGAGAAGUACUAGAUUCACCCAAUGAUGACAUAAAACUUGAAAAAAGUAAUAUUUUGCUGCUUGGACCAACUGGAUCAGGCAAAACCUUGCUGGCUCAGACUCUAGCUAAAUGCCUAGAUGUACCUUUUGCUAUCUGUGAUUGUACUACCUUGACUCAAGCUGGCUAUGUUGGUGAAGACAUUGAAUCUGUCAUUGCGAAGCUCCUGCAAGAUGCCAACUACAAUGUAGAAAAAGCUCAGCAAGGCAUUGUUUUUCUGGAUGAAGUAGAUAAGAUUGGCAGCGUUCCUGGUAUUCAUCAGUUAAGGGAUGUUGGAGGAGAAGGUGUUCAACAAGGCUUGUUAAAAUUACUAGAAGGCACAAUAGUAAACGUUCCAGAAAAGAAUUCUCGUAAACUACGUGGAGAAACGGUGCAGGUUGACACAACAAACAUCCUCUUUGUAGCUUCUGGUGCUUUUAAUGGUCUUGACAGAAUUAUCAGUAGGAGGAAAAAUGAAAAAUAUCUAGGAUUUGGGACACCAUCUAAUAUGGGAAAAGGCAGAAGGGCUGCAGCAGCAGCUGAUCUUGCGAAUAUAAGUGGAGAGUCUGAUCCACAUGAAGAUAUUGAAGAAAAGGAUCGCUUGCUGCGUCAUGUGGAAGCCAGAGAUCUGAUUGAGUUUGGCAUGAUUCCUGAGUUUGUGGGACGUUUGCCCGUUGUGGUUCCUCUGCACAGCCUAGACGAGAAAACCCUUGUACGGAUUCUUACUGAGCCACGAAACGCUGUGGUUCCUCAGUACCAGGCACUAUUCAGCAUGGAUAAGUGUGAAUUAAAUGUAACUGAAGAUGCAUUGAAGGCUAUAGCCAGACUGGCCUUGGACAGAAAAACUGGUGCAAGAGGUCUUCGAUCUAUAAUGGAAAAGCUGUUGCUGGAGCCCAUGUUUGAAGUGCCCAAUUCUGACAUUGUAUGCGUGGAAGUUGACAAAGAUGUUGUAGAAGGCAAAAAAGAGCCAGGAUACAUUAGGGCUCCCACUAAAGAUUCAUCUGAAGAAGAAUAUGACUCUGGCGUUGAGGAAGAAGGCUGGCCUCGACAAGCAGAUGCUGCAAACCAUUAAAUACUGUCAGAAUGCUCGCCUGCAUAAAGCGCACUUGGUUAUUUCCUUACGAUUGCCUCUGGCUUCAGUCUGAUACUAAAGGCAUUGGAUCUCUCUCGGAUAUGAUAUGUGAUGAGGAACUUUACUAGAUAAAUCAGAUUGUGUAUUUUAUUGCAAUGUCACAUUGAUUUAUUUGAUGGACAUUGUGUGGACUUGGAUGGCAUAAUGUUCAAAUAUGAAUUGUAUACUACACUUGUUCAAUUAAAAUGUAUAGCAAAUACAGCAGCACCUGGAUUGCUCUUUCUAGAAACUAAAACAGCAAUGCAGGUGCUGCCAAUAGUUAGAUUUUACAAUAAUGUUACUCUACAAAUGGGAAAUCAAGAUUAAUAAUUAGUAGAGGGUGAAUAAACUAUUAGCUCCUCAUAGGACUCACGGGGGUUAUGUUCAGGUCAGUGUUAGAUUUCUGGUGGUGGUAGAAACCUGAGGGGUGCUGGAGUGACUUGUUACAUUGGUGGGGGAGGA